GAGGUGGGGUUUAGGUUAGUUUCUAACUUCAUGAAUGUAUUUUUAUAAAUGUCAAAUUAGUCAAAUGGAAAGAUCUAAAUACAGAAAUCAACUAACUGUGAAGAUUUAGUCAGUUUUAAUUAUGUUUUGUGACAUUAGAAUUUCUUAACUGGAAUGGAGGUGUUUAUAUUGCAAUAUUAAACAUAUUUCGUAUUGAAGCUAAAUUAAAUUACGGACAACUGACAAGUGCCAGCUCAUCUGUGUUUAUGAAGAUUUAUCUUUAUUGUGAUGAAAUAAUUGCAAAAGAAUGGCUUAUGAGGGAAGUACACAUAAUGUAGAGCUUUCUCCGGCCUUUAUUGAAACUUUACAGAGUGAUUUUAAAAGUCUCUCUUCAGAAUCCAAAAAGAAAUAUCCCCAAGUGAAAGAGGCUUGCGAGGAAGCUAUUAAUAAGUUAAAAAGUACUCAAUCUUCACCACAAACGUCAAUAUAUUAUGUUGUCAACCAAAUUAUCUACCCCCUUUCUCAAGGUUGUGAAACGAAGGAUGUUAAACUGAUAAGACUAUGUUUACAAAUAAUGCAAAAACUGAUAACUCAUCAAUUAGUGGAUCAAAAAGGUGCUUUAUACAUUACUGAUACAUUAUGGGCUCUUAUGGAACUGGGUAUAGAAGAGGUCAAAAUAUUGCAAACCGUUACUCUACUAUUGACAACAAACACUGUAGUUCAUGGUGAAACUUUGGCAAGGACUUUAGUACUAUGUUUUCGACUCCACUUUGCAAAAAAUUCAACAACUAUAAAUACAGCUGGUGCAACUGUAAGGCAAUUGGUAUAUCUUGUAUUUGAAAGAGUUGUAUCUGAACAUGAACAAUUUUCGAAAGCUGAAAAUUUGCCUCAGAGAAUACCUAUCAACUUUGAAGAUUUGAAAGUUCCUAGUGGGAAUCCACCAAAAGGCUUACCACCAUGUGCUGGAGAUGCGUUUUUACUAUUUCAAGAUUUAGUACAAUUAGUAAAUGCAGACCAACCUUUUUGGUUAAUUGGCAUGACAGAAAUGACAAGAACAUUUGGCCUAGAGUUACUGGAAUCAGUAUUAACACAAUUUUCUUUAGUAUUUUAUAAGAAUGUUGAAUUCAGCUUCCUUCUUAAGGAGAGAGUAUGUGCUUUAGUCAUAAAAUUAUUUUCCCCAAAUAUUAAAUACAGAAGCAAUGUACCAAGCAGUAUUCAGCAGGCUACUCCAUUUGAAAAACCAUACUUUCCAAUUAGUAUGAGACUACUAAGAGUGGUAUCCGUUCUUAUCCAAAAGUACCAUAGCUUACUGGUGACGGAAUGUGAAAUAUUCUUGUCUUUAAUUGUAAAAUUUCUGGAUCCUGACAAACCUACUUGGCAAAGGUCACUUGCACUAGAAGUUUUACAUAAAAUGACUAUCCAGCCGGAACUGUUGAACUCAUUUUGUGAAUGUUAUGAUUUGAAUGUACAUACAACAAGCAUUUUCCAAGAUAUUGUGAAUUCUUUAGGUGCCUAUGUACAAUCUUUAUUUGUUAGCCCACAAUUGCAGAUGGGAGCAGGCAUUCCAGUAGUACAAGGUCAGCCUCCUGUGUACCUUGGAGGCUUACCAGCAGGGCCCGGAGUUUCUCCCCAACCAGGCUUUCUUUUGAGAGGAGUAUGGUUACCUAUUGUAGCUACAUUCCCCACUGGACAAACAAAAUCUACUUAUUUGGAAAUGCUGGAUAAAAUAGAACCCCCCAUAGUUCCAGAUGGUUAUGGCAUAUCAGUAGCUUACGCAUGUUUGAUGGAAAUCAUCAGAUCUCUUCAAAUUACCAUAAAUCCUCAACAUCUUCCAGAGGAACCUGUGGUGCCUAAGAAAGAAAAUAGUAAAGAGUUGAAUUGUCAGCUUAUCAACUCCAGUUGGUGUGGAUUGUUGGCUGCUUUAAGUCCACUUGUUGAUGCUAGUACUGAAGAAUCUGUAUCUGAGAACGUUUUAAAAGCUAUUCAGACUUACACUUCCUUGUGCGGAAUGCUUGACUUACACACUCCAAGAGAUGCUUUUAUAACUGCAAUCUGCAAAUCUUCAUUACCACCACAUUACGCACUAACUGUUUUGAAUGCUGUUACUUCUGGUGUAAACCUUAGACAAGCGCAUAGAGAUAGUCAGGAUAUAAAUCUUCCUAUGGUAGUCCAGUAUGGUGAAACAGAAUAUCGUCAACAAGUUGUAGCAGUUGGUACUCCUCUUCCAACGUCAUCAAUUCCAGCAGGUACUCAACAAGGACCUGUGAUGUUAACAGCAAAAAAUUUACAGUCAAUGAGAGCAUUGCUAAGCUUAGCACAUUGUCAUGGAGGUAUUUUAGGUACAUCUUGGCAUUUAGUUUUAACUACUUUGCAACAUCUUGUGUGGAUAUUGGGCUUAAAACCGUCAACUGGUGGCAGUUUGAAGGCUGGUCGACCUACAGCAGAUACUAAUGCUGUUAUUACCAGUUCUGUUAUGGACAACUUGCCCGUUUUGUCAACAAUGCUGAGUAAAUUGUUCGAAUCUAGUCAAUAUUUAGAUGAUGUAGCCCUACAUCAUUUGAUAAGUGCUUUGUGUAAACUGUCACAAGAAGCUAUGGAACUUGCUUAUUCAAAUAGAGAACCAUCAUUAUUUGCUGUUGCUAAGCUUUUAGAAACAGGGUUAGUAAAUAUGUCAAGAAUUGAGGUACUUUGGCGACCUCUAACAAAUCAUCUUCUAGAGGUUUGCCAUCACCCUCAUAUUAGAAUGCGUGGUUGGGGAGUAGAAGCUAUAACAUAUUUAGUAAAGUCUGCUCUACACUAUAAUCACGCUAUACCCCUAAGGGAAAACCAGAAACUUCAAACAUUGCUUUUGGGACCCUUGUAUGAAUUAUCUUCAGUGCCCCAUGGAGAUGUUAGACAAAAGCAAUUGGAAUGUGUGUUACAAAUUUUACAUACUAAUGGAGAGACACUGUCACAUGGUUGGCCUCUAGUUCUGGGUAUUAUUGGAGCUGUAAAUGACCAACAUGGGGAAAACCUCAUUCGUAUAGCAUUCCAGUGUCUCCAGCUAGUUAUAACAGAUUUUUUACCUGUGAUGCCAUGGAGAUGUUUACCUUUGUGUGUAGAUACUGUCUCUAAAUUUGGUUCUCAGACACAAGAAUUGAACAUAUCUUUAACAGCAGUUGGUUUGAUGUGGAAUAUAUCAGAUUAUUUUCACCAGAACCAAGGAAAACUCAGUCAAGCUUCUAAUGAAGACAACACCGUUUUGCCAGACUUUCCAGGAACACUUAACAUGCCAAGUUUUGACAAACUUUGGAUGUGUCUGUAUGCAAGGUUAGGGGACUUAUGUGUAGAUAGCAGACCUGCCGUCAGGAAAUCGGCUGGCCAAACCUUAUUCUCAACAAUAUCUGCUCAUGGUAGUUUAUUAAAACAGUCAACAUGGCAGGUUUUGCUUUGGCAGGUCUUGUUUCCUCUAUUAGAUAAAGUUAGAAGCCUUUCUAAUUCUGCUAGUAGUGAAAAAGUAGAUGCCGGAGGCAAUAUUUUGAUUCACCAUACAAGGAAUACUGCUCAAAAACAGUGGGCUGAAACUCAAGUGCUUACAUUGUCAGGAGUAGCUAGAGUAUUUAAUACCAAGAGACAACUCCUCCAAGCUUUAGGAGAUUUUCCUAGAGCCUGGUCUAUUCUACUAGAAUUCAUAGAAAAUGCAGCUUUAAGUAAAAAUAAUGAAGUGUCCAUAGCAGCUCUCAAAUCCUUUCAAGAAAUUUUAUUUCUUAACAAAAAUCAAAAUGGUGACAAUAAAAUAUCAUGCGAUGAUAAAGAUAUUUGGGUUGUUGCGUGGAAAAUUUGGGUAAAAAUUGGUACAGAGAUUACUGUACCAUUAAUAGAGCAAGAGACACAAGAAGAUUUUUAUAUUCCAAGUCAGACGUUUCUUACAGCUUUAGUACAAAUAUUUCCAAAUGUAUUUCAGCAUGUAAAAAUCACAUUUACUUUAGAAGAUUUAAAACAGUUAGGUGCUGUCCUUUUAAACGCUGUAGGCAUUCCUGUGUUUGGAGAAACUCCAUACAUAAUCUCCACUUCCUCAGAUAUUACUUUAACACCGUUACAUGAUGGAGUUUUGCAUGUUAUGGAAUUAUUGCAGAAGGAAGCUCUACUGAAAAAUAAUUCAAAAAUGAUACCUGAAAUAUUCACCUUACUAUUGUCAUUUUCAAAGUUCACUUGCUCUCCUCCAACUUGUUCUAAAGUAGAAAAUAAACAUAAUAAAAUGGCAGAUUGGGUGACAAUGAACUAUGUGCCAUUUGGAGAAAAAGCUAUAUCUAUGGUUGUAAAACUGUAUGAAAAGACUGCUGAAAACCCUGAAGUAAUUACAACAAAUAUAUUGAAAGACAUUAUUGUAACGCUCCAUACUCCUUUAGCUCUUAAGUACAAUUGUGUAUCAAACAGUAUAUGGAAAUUAGCGGCUAAUAGCCUGUUGACAGUACUUAAAGUUGGGCUUAAAGUCGCUAGAGGUCAUGGAAAUCAAUUUGCAACUAUGUGGAACGAACUUUACAAUACACUCAAUGACUUUUUAUUUCCAACCACAUGCGCUCCGGGAGAAAAAGGCUUAGAUGAAAUGGUUUCUGACGAGGCAACAGAUUGUCAAAUAAUAGAUUUAUUACGUACUGAAGUCUUACCUUAUUCCAAAAAUAUUCCAAAAGACUUUAUUAUGCAAGUUGUGAUUCUUUUAAAUAAAGGAUCCAUCCAUUCUGCUACAAAUGUCAAAACUGAUGGCGAUAUUGAACUAACGCUCAGAGAAGAAUUUGCAAAAACGUGUUUUGAAACAUUACUUCAAUUUUCUUUGAUUGAUGGAGCAAACAAUGGACUCUUAACUAGUAGUGAUGAUAAAAACAAUGGUGUUGCUGGACAUUUGGCUGUUACAUCUUUAUUACAUCGGUUUCAAGAAGUUUUAAAAAAAUACAUCGAAGAUGAAAAACUUAGUGGAAAAUGUCCACUGCCACGAUAUCGACUAUCCGAGAUAUCUUUUGUACUGAAAGCCCUAACAACUCUAAUAGUUUCUAUGAAAAAGGCAACCACUGUGAAAGAAGACAAUAAAGCUUGGGAACAACUCAUAAAUCUCUACCCAUAUCUAGUGGAAUGUACAACAACUUCCUCCACUCAAGUGUCGAGACCAUUGAGAGAAGCUUUACUACAAUUCUGUGAUCUUUUACAACCACCACAUAAUAGAAACAAUAAUGUUAUUAAGAUUCCAGAUUCAUUAAUAUAGUAUUAUCAUUUUCGUACCUGUACAAAGUCGUCAUAUCUGUAACCAUAUUACACAAAUUAUAAUCAGCACUGGGAUUUACUUAUGGACGUAAUGAAAUUUAAUGUUUAUAAUAAAAUACACUUGAAUCCAUACCAAUGAAGGUAGAUUAUCAAAAAGGCUGUGCUUGGUGAUAGUGUAAUAUGAGAUAAAAGGUUAAAAGCGGUAUACUUUUUUUGAUGAAAUGUAAAAACGAAGGAUAUUCUUUUGAUUUCUAAAUAGUACGAUAUCCAUCUGCAGGAUUAGUGCGCUCUUCGGUUUUUUUCUAAAACCUUAAAACCCAACUCUCUUUUACUCUAACUUAAAUAUUUAUCAUCUUUAGCAGCUAGUAACCCUUAUUUGCGACCGGAUUUAAUUAGGCCACCAUAUAUUAUAAUAAAAUUAACUUUAAUUUAUUAUAUGAUUAAUAAAUGUACUUUAUAAACUUAUAAAUGUAUCGAAAUCAUACCUAUUGGCUGCGAAGAGCUGCGGCCAGAUGCCUAAGGGCAAC
This is a messenger RNA of Diorhabda sublineata, 5741 nucleotides long. It is a transcript of the gene mon2, whose product is annotated as protein MON2 homolog. The record is from RefSeq and is a predicted model, not a curated record. The transcript is spliced from 15 exons. Lineage: Eukaryota; Metazoa; Arthropoda; Insecta; Coleoptera; Chrysomelidae. Bases 287 to 5215 code for a protein of 1642 amino acids.